Messenger RNA from Sabethes cyaneus, 3368 nucleotides. RefSeq names its product lysophosphatidylcholine acyltransferase (gene LPCAT). Bases 875 to 2437 code for a protein of 520 amino acids. The record is from RefSeq and is a predicted model, not a curated record. The transcript is spliced from 9 exons. Lineage: Eukaryota; Metazoa; Arthropoda; Insecta; Diptera; Culicidae.
CGUGUGGUGGAAGCUCUCAUCAUCAGGUAACGGGCGUCGAAACGAUAAUCUUCCUCUUCCGUGUUGGCGUUCUCAGAUUGUUGCAGUUUAUUGCUUCUGCAGCGUUUCCUGGAGGAGAGUGAUUUUAGAAGACAGCAAAAAAGCCUUUCGAACGCAAAGUGUGAAAAAUCAAUUUUAGUCAGAAUUUGCAGUGAAUUUGUAGGCAGUUGAAUACCUGGCGCUGCUGGCGUUUUAGGUGGUAGGCAGUGCCAAAUUUUUAAUUGAAUCAGUCGCAAAAGUGGCUACAAAGAAAAAUCGCGAAUUGAUUUUUGCAAACUGUGCAGAUUUUUUUUCGGGUAAAUUGGUGCACCGUUAUACUCUAUACCGCGGCUAGAAGUGAGGUGUUAGUGCGAUGGUAUUAGUAGGAAAUUUCCUCCCUCAUUGAAGAAAAUAUGCUGAGCGCAGUAGUUCCGUGAAGAAAAAGAAGUUUUUCUUGCGAAUGUUUUCUUGGGUCCGGCGGCUUGCUACGAUUGUUGUGGCACAUAAAGUGAAAAAUGUACCUUCGAAAGAUGCAGAUAAAGAAGUAAAUAACACCGAGCAGUAAGCAGUUGUGAAUUUGUUUUAAACCGUGGUAGUAACCUGGCCAGUCAACCAACGAGUGUUGUUUUGUAAAGGAGAAAGUUUUUUACCCUGCGUCAGCAUAAAAGUCGGGGGUGUGUCUCUGUGUAGGAUAAAUUAUUAUUGGAAAAUCACGACAUCGUUUUAAGGAGCUAAGUCAGUAAGUGCACACGCACUGUGUCGUGUCAUCGUGGUGUUGAAGUUGAAAGUAGUGGAAUUUGGAUAGCUUAUUACGUCGCAGUAGUCCAGCGAAGCAGAGAGAGAGAGAGGAAGCAACAUGAUGGAUGCGGCAACAAUAGCAAGCGCUGGGAAUGGGAUCCAGAAAGACGGAUUUGAAGGGGACAAUAUAGUGGCAGCACAAAAGCGACAGCAGCAGUUGCCGCAACAUCCGAAGGAAUUACAUUUCGUGAAUCCUUUCGUGCAUAAGCUCAUCUGGGAUGAUCCCAUCGAUAAAGUUAAGACCGCUUUCCUCACAGUAUUCCUGCUGCCAUUCCGAGUAAUACUGAUCGUCGCUUGUUUGAUGACAGCGUGGACACUGGCAAGCAUCGGACUGUAUGGUAUGUCUCGGGAGGAACUGCGCACAAAGCCCCUGUCCGGAUGGAGGCGACAGUUACGCGUCGUAACCGCACAGGUGAUGCGGCUACUGUUCGUGUUCGGCUCGUUCAACCUUAUCCGGACCAAGGGCGAACGGGCCUCCCCGCGGGAUGCCCCGGUGAUCUGCGUGGCGCCCCACACCGCCUUCUACGAUUCGAUCUGUGUAAUCCUGUUCGGACCGUCGGCCGUGGUGGCCAAGUACGAGACAGCCUCGUUGCCGUUCUUCGGAAAGUUGAUUGACUACGCUCAACCAAUCUACGUGUGCCGAGAGGAUCCGAACUCACGCCAAACCACGAUCAAGGAAAUCAUCGAGCGGGCCAACUCGAAGGAGGACUGGCCGCAGAUACUGAUCUUUCCGGAGGGCACCUGCACCAACCGGACGUCGCUGAUCCAGUUCAAGCCGGGCGCAUUCUAUCCGGGUGUUCCGAUACAGCCGGUGCUGGUGCGCUACCCGAACCGGGUGGACACCGUCACCUGGACCUGGGAGGGACCGGAUGCUUUGCAGAUCCUGUGGCGAACGCUGACGCAGUUCCACACGUUCUGCGAGAUCGAAUUUCUGCCGGUUUACCACCCGAACGAGGAGGAGAAACGCGAUCCAAAGCUGUACGCGCGCAAUGUGCGCAAUCUGAUGGCCCGCGAGCUGGGCAUUCCGAUCUCGGACUACACCUUCGACGAUUGUAAGCUGAUGACGUUCGUCAAGAAUAUCAAGAUGCCAUACGCUGCGUCCAGUGCGGACAUUGACAAGCUGAGAAAGACGUUAGGGUUAAACAAACUCAACAUUGAGGAGCAGAUAGUAACAGAUGAAGCCAAAUUCACCGAAGAAAACAGUUACCUGACGUUGGAGAAAUUUGCCCAGCGGCUGAAUGUUCCAGCUGACGAUGAGUCGACAAAGAAACUGUUUCGAAUAUUUGUGCGGCCCAGCCGUACGGACGUCAUCGACUUCAGGGAGUACCUGCUGAUGUCUCUGUUCCUGAUCACCCUCUACACACCGAAAUCUAACUUUGUUAGAGUGUUGUUCCAUUUAUAUGGCGACCACGGCAAAGUGUCUCGAGCGUCGUGUUAUGACGCCCUCAAGUACCUAGUAAAGAUAACCCCAGCGGAAGCUGAUGCUGUUUUCAUGGCGGCGGACAGUGGAAAUUUGGGAGGAAUUUCCUUCGAUCAGUUUACCAAAGUGUUGGAUAAGUUCCCGGUAAUCAGUAAGAAGCUGAAGCGAAAUAACGACCCAAACAACCUAAGGCUCACCUAAAUCAUCCGGGCCGUGAGUGUGUUAUGUACUUACUCUCCGGUUCCACCACCAUCCAGGUUACUGGCGUGCAACAAAUCGGUUGCGGCCGGCAGUGGCCCAUAAUCAAAGAUGAACUAUAUCAAUGCGUCCCCCAUCCCGCCACAUCAGGAAACUCCAGCAGAAAACCUCCGGAGUUUCGGACUCAGCAGACUAUUACCCUUUACCGUAGGCGAAGGCGAAAGACGAAGCCAGCUUAAAUAUAUUUAUUAUUUAUUACGUUCGAGAUAUGCUAAACAUUGCGCGAUACCGAAGGUAUCCCCGAAGGCAGAGACUGUAGAGUAUAGAGACAUUUUUCGCCGUUUUGCGUUGCGUAGAUAAUAUGACCUAAGAACCAAGGACUGAAUUACCCAAUCUCUGCUACCCUCUGUUUUUUCUUAAGUUUUACCAUUCGGAAAUAACCUGUUAUCAUAUACGUGUGUGUUCAUGUAAUAUACAAAAAAGAGUCAAAACAAAAAUACUUCCCGGCUUCGAAUGGUUUAGAGGGGAGAAACAUUUUUCGGACAUUUUUCGACAACAAACAAACAACAAAACAACACUGAUAUUUGCUGUGCGUGUGUAAAUGUGCUGUGCAACAAACAAAGCAAGAAGACUAUUGUGAAUGUGAAUGAUUGUGCUGUGCUGAUGAUGUUAGACUUUACUCGAAAAUGUCGGCCAAAUUGCAGGCUAAAACUCAUAAAUGUAGGUGUCGAUAAGAAAGAAAACAAAACCAGACAAAAAAAAAAACUUGUGCUUAUUAAUAGCUGUUGAUGAUAAUGAUCCUAUCGAUGACGAUGAUGAUGAUGAUGAUGAUAGGAACAUCAUAUAUUUAUUUUUCCAGUCAGUCCAUGUUGAGCAAAUUUUGGUGUUGACUCAAGCAAAAAAACAAAAAAAAGAUGAAGCUGAAAGCUCAAAA